This is a messenger RNA of Cynoglossus semilaevis (tongue sole), 2271 nucleotides long. It is a transcript of the gene trmt2a, whose product is annotated as tRNA methyltransferase 2 homolog A. Gene Ontology annotation, biological process: RNA processing. Gene Ontology annotation, molecular function: RNA binding; RNA methyltransferase activity. The transcript has 12 exons. The record is from RefSeq and is a predicted model, not a curated record. The coding region runs from base 73 to 1929 and encodes 618 amino acids. Lineage: Eukaryota; Metazoa; Chordata; Actinopteri; Pleuronectiformes; Cynoglossidae.
CAACAUGGUGGCGCCCUGCGUGUUUCAGUAAAAGACUGUGGUUUGAAAUAAAUCUAAAGAAGAAGCAGAGCGAUGGCAGACGGUGGUGACAAACCUCUGGUUGAGACCCUUCCUCCCAAGGUUCCUCCCAAGGAGGGGGGCGGUCCCGACGAGCCCGUCCGGGUGUGCGACAACGACGGCGUGAUGUCCGAUGACAGAGCCGAAGGGACGGCCGAGGCUGCGUCCGACUCGGGCGCGUACGGCUACAUCAAAGAAGACCUGUUCACGUCGGAGAUUUACAAAGUGGAGAUCAGGAACCUGCCCAAGUUCAUCGGCUUCAACGACCUGAAGAAGUUCCUGGCCAAGCACGGCCUCAGCUCACACAAGGUCAAACUGUUUGACAAGCACAAGUUCGCAUUUGUCACCUUCAAGAACGAGGAGGAGCGCGACAAGGCGAUGAAGAUGGUGCACGGCAUGCAGUGGAAGGGCCAGGUCCUGAGCGUCCGGUUGGCCAAACCUAAGGCAGACCCCAUCCUGGGGAGGAGGAGGAAUAAGGGGGAGGACAGAGGCUCGGGGGGGCAGCCGCCCUGCAAGCGGGCAGAAGGAGAACCGGACGAGGAGCCGCUCAGCGUCCAGAUUGCCAACGUGGUGACUCCUCUGUGGGGAGUGCCUUACGAGGAGCAGCUGAGGAGGAAGGAGAACGAAGUCAGGGGCGUUCUUCAGAGGUUGGCCAAGGAGAUCGGCAGCACCAACAAAAUCCUGCUGCCGUGGCUGUUUGCACAGAAGGGGAAGUACAAUAAUAUGUGCUGCCCCCUGGAGGCCAUUCAACCAUCGCCCACACAGACGGCCUACAGGAACAAGUGCGAGUUCCUCAUCUCAAUGGGAGCAGACGGUCGCGACAAGACCAUCGGUUUUCGUCUGGGGAAGUACAAAGGAGGCUCAUGCGCGGUAGUGGGCCCGGCCGACACGUGUCAUGUGUCCGACCAGGCCAAGAACGUAGUCGGCAGCUUCCAGACGUUCAUCAGAACCACGCCGUACUCUGUGUACAGUCCUGAGACGUACGAGGGUCACUGGAAGCAGCUGACGGUACGCAGCACCAGGAGCGGUGAGACCAUGGCCAUGGUCUUCUUCAACCCACAGAAACUGGAAGAAGAAGAACUGGACGACCUGAAGAGAUCCAUGCGGGAGUUCUUCACGGACGGCGAGGGACAGAGCUGCGGGCUGACUUCUUUAUACUUCAUCAGAGAAGGUCAAAGGACCUCACCUAAUCCUGAAGACCUGCCCUGUGAGCUGGUCGCCGGGGAGACCUGCAUCCACGAGGAACUGCUGGGCCUGAAGUUCCGGAUUUCUCCUCAUUCUUUCUUCCAGGUGAACACCGCAGCUGCGGAGGUGCUGUACUCCGUGGUGGGGGAGUGGGCCCAGCUGGACCAGGACAGCACCGUGUUGGACGUGUGCUGUGGGACGGGGACCAUCGGCAUCUCCCUGGCUAAGAGGGUGAAGAAGGUGAUCGGGAUCGAAAUGUGUCAGGAAGCAGUGGCGGACGCUAAGGUUAAUGCCAAGCUCAACGGUCUCAGUAACGUCGAGUUCCACUGCGGCAGAGCGGAGGACGUGUUCCCCAACGUUCUCGGCGCGGUGGUGUCGCCCAAUGUCACGGCGAUCGUGGACCCGCCGCGGGCAGGUCUACACUCUAAGGUGAUCCUGGCGAUCAGGAGGGCGGAGCACCUGAAGAGGCUGGUUUACGUGUCGUGUAACGCCAAGGCAGCCAUGAACAACUUCGUAGACCUUUGCAGAGCUCCUUCCAACCGGGUUCAGGGCGCCCCCUUCAGACCAGUGCGAGCCAUCUCUGUGGAUCUGUUCCCCCAGACCAUCCACGUUGAGAUGCUCCUUCUACUGGAGAGAGAGGGAUACAGCACCCCGACCAGCAGCGAUCGGGAAAAGAUAGAUAGCUAGCCUUGGUACAGCGUGCUAUUAAAUUUUUUUUUUUUUUUUACAUUUGUAAAGUAUCUGCAAGGCUAGUACUUGUCGAGAGGCCGAGCUAGUACCUUCUUAAGUUGGCUUCACGAACUGCUUUUUAUCUAUUGCAUCUUCCUGGGCUACGUCACCAAACACAGACGGAAAGGUUUCCUGUGGAAAGGGCAGGGCGACAUCUAGUGGUGAAAUCUUGUUUUAAGUGUAGAACGCGCGUUUCCCUUUAAAACUUAAGAACACGAAUGACGUGUAUUUCUGUUUUUAAUCAAUAAAAAUACGGAGGGCGCCCACAAGGUGGCGCCACUCUCAUGCAUUCAUUUCAAA